Messenger RNA from Erpetoichthys calabaricus (reedfish), 4114 nucleotides. It is a transcript of the gene lcor, whose product is annotated as ligand dependent nuclear receptor corepressor. Gene Ontology annotation, biological process: regulation of transcription by RNA polymerase II. NCBI's taxonomy places the organism in Eukaryota, Metazoa, Chordata, Cladistia, Polypteriformes, Polypteridae. Gene Ontology annotation, molecular function: DNA binding. Gene Ontology annotation, cellular component: nucleus. The record is from RefSeq and is a predicted model, not a curated record.
GGUAGAAAAUGGCGAGUCUGUGCAAAAGCCAACAAUGCACAAUCGAGAGGCGCGGUUUUCGGCAGGAACUUGACUCAUGGCGGCAUAAACUAAUUCACUGUGUAGGAUUUGAAAGCAUUCUGGAAGGGCUGUUUGGACCAGGACUUGUAAACGAUCUUACCCUAUUUAAAGAUUGUGAGCCUGAAGGAGUUUCUGAUUGGUCCUUUGAUGAAAAUUGCCUCUUCUGCUGCCUAAGACGUGAAAAAGUAAAGGAACAUUUGGUUGGGUUGAGCAAUCAGACUUUGGAAGCAGGAGAGAAGGCCAUUUACAGACAAGAUCAGUCCAAAAUUAAUCGUUUAGAGAAGCAAGCAGAAGAGUUUCUCAAUGCGGUAUUCUACAGAAAAGAUGUCCCCAGGGUCUUUGAUCCAAAAAUUCCUUUAGUGGCUCGUGAGAUAAUGCAGCGAAUGAUUCGACAGUUCGCUGCGGAAUAUACCUCAAAAACCAGCUCUCCUCAGGACUCCAUCCAGCCCAACGGCACCAAGGACCAAAGCCUGCCGAAAACAUCCUCAUUUGCUCCUGCAGAGAAUCCUGUGCUCAGCAAGCUUCUCAUGGCUGACCAAGAUUCUCCUCUUGAUCUUACUGUCAAAAAGGUUGAGACUGAAUCUAGUGACCAAGACGGUGUUCUUGAUUUGUCCACAAAAAGAAGUCCAAGCACUGGUUGCACAUUUUCAAAUACUCCUCCCAAUUAUUCAUCAGCUUUUCUGGGAAAAGGGCGACCAGGAAGAGCUGACCACAGCUAUCGAGAUGGACAUUCCCAGGAUGCUGAUGGGCUACCCCAGAGAAGCUUGCAGGACGGGAUGAGGGAAGGUUACAGCCACUCCAGUCCAAUUAAGCCACCGCUUGCUCGAUCACUACAGAUUAAAGAGGAGCUGCAAAGCCGGAAGCAGCAACUGCAGCAGCCACCAGUGUCUCUAGCAAAUCUGGAAUCAAUGGGAAUGGUAAACCACAGACAGCAGUUAUCAGUCUCCAGGGAAAGCUCUUGGAAUAAGCCACAUUUUGACAACCAUCUCAAAUUUAGAGGAAAUAGUGCAAUUAAUGAACUGAAGGACCUCCCCUUUCUUUUGGAAAAUUCUUGUGCAUACCCCAAGGUCCCAGCACAGCUGAAAAUCCAGGAAGGGAAAAGGGACUCUGCAUACUCUGCUCCUGUUGAUCUGAAGAUCCCUCAGGUCAGAGGCAUGGACCUGUCUUGGGAUUCCCAUGGCUCUGAUCUCUAUGGUUAUGGAUCACUUGUUGUAGGUUCUCACUCAGAAAAUGCACUUAACAAGAAACUGCGAGCAAUCCUCCCAAAGCAAAGCCGAAGAGAGGGGGGGGGGGGAGGGGGAGGGGGCAUACUUGAUGGGGGUCCUGAUUUCUGGGGGUCAGAUGCAGAACAGUCAACCUCUGGGCAACAGUACCCCACCUCUGACCAUGAGGGUGAUCCUAAUUCAAAGCAGCCUAGGAAGAAAAGAGGUCGCUAUCGACAAUACAACAGUGAAAUUCUGGAGGAAGCUAUUUCAGUAGUGAUGAGUGGAAAGAUGAGUGUGUCAAAGGCACAAAAUAUUUAUGGGAUUCCUCACAGCACAUUGGAAUAUAAAGUGAAGGAGAGGCUUGGAACUUUGAAAAAUCCUCCAAAGAAAAAAAUGAAACUAAUGAGAAUGGAAGGGCAGGAGGUGGUGGCAGAGUCUGAUCCUUCCCCAAGAGGGGAAGGAUCACAGGGGAUAAAUGAUUCAAAAGAUGAUUAAAGAAAAAAAGGGUUGGGCUUCAAUAGUGCCAAUUUACUUUGCAGUAUCUAGGUGAGCACAAAUGCAGAAAUGAAAAGAAACUUUUACUAAUUGCUAACCUGUAAGUGUUCUCUUUAACGCUGCAGCAAGCAUUUGGUUUUAAACUUAAAAGAAAGUGCAUUGAAGCCAAGCAUUGUGACACCUUGUAAAUGUAGUGAAGCAAGCUAAGUUGUCCUCCCUGUUCCUUCCAGACAAGCUUGACCUCAGAGUGCUGUUAAAACAUGGCUAUUCUGCAGGCUUGGGACAAAAUAUUUAUUUAUUUGGAAACACUAGGAAUGUUGUAGGUUCCAGUGCAGAUGGCAAGAUGGUUAUUUUCUUCCAUCCAGCAAAUUCAAGUUGUACCUAUCAUCUUAUGAUGAUAGUAUUUUUGCCCCUCCUUUUGCGCAUUAAAUAAGUGAACUUUCACUGUUUAUGUGAUAAUGCAGUUGCAAUCUGAUGCCUCAGUCUUUUGUGCCCCUCUUUGUGUAUUCACACCAGGAUUCAGAAUUGUAUACAGAUUCGUAUACUUCAAAUCCAACUUGAGCAUUUUUCCUCCAUCCAGCCUUUUUAAGUACUUUAUUAUUAAGGCAUAUUCUCUAGCUAGGAGAUGCAUUUGAAGACCAAUUUUAAUUUAACAGAGAUGACUGCAUUUUGUAUUUUGUGUGUGUUUAUUUUUUAUUAUUCAUUUGCACUACAUAUUUUAUUGCUAUAUCAUUUUCUGUCUGUUGAAAGAUUGUUGUGAGAUCUUGUAACUUCACAUUUGCCAUUUUUCCUUUCCUCAAGAUAUUGAUGUAUUUUUUUCCCCCGUGAGGAGGACUCUUGUUAAUUCUUUCUUUGAAGAAUUUCUCAAGAUAUGGAGCUUUAUAAAAUAGUAUGUAAAUCGAAAGUUUAACUUCCCUGAAGAAUCUCUAGAUACUGGACCCAGUACAUGAAGUUGCUUUUUAAUUUUCCUUUUUAUUUUUCCUCACUUAAUUCCCAAUAUAGAUGUUGACUGGGUCCUUAAUAUAAGCAACUUUCUAGAUACAGUUUAUGAUGUUUGCUACAAUAACAUUUUCCUCUUUUUAAGUAAAUAUUUUAUUUUUUAUCUCGGAGGAACUGAGAUAUGUUAUCAGUCUUUUGAAACCAUGGUAUCUCCUUGUUAAUAGCUCAAAACACCAAUGCACAUUUGCUGCCUUGAUAAAUGGACUCUGUUGUGAAAGAGGCAAUGAUACAAUAUAUUAUCACAUUAUCAUCACAGUCAAAACUAUAUCAAUGUUUGUCCUAAUUGUCUUUCAGUUUUGAUGGGAGAACACAUGGAGAUAAAACAAUUUUGCUAAACCAUUGAUUAUAUAUGUUUUUAACAUGACUAAACUUGUGGUAAUGGAGGACAGGGAAGGACUGUUGUACUUCAAGUCGACAUUUUCUGUAAAAAGUCCUUUGUCCACAAGUAUUUGAAUGACUGACUUGUUUUUAUAUUGGUGACAUGAAGUGGGGUGAAUGUGACUUUGAAUUUCUGAAAAUAGCACUUUUGUAAGGGGAGGAUUAAAGCUUUAGUGUCUGAAUUGAGAAAGUUAAAAGUAUACAAGACAAAAAGCUCUAAAACAUACAGCUUGGACCCAAACUAUUUCACAAUUACCUCUAAAGCAUAUUUUUCCCAUUGGUGGCUGCUAGCCAAAUUUACUACUUUAAUUUGAACUUGUCACUACUAUUGAAAACUAAACAACAGUGCUUGCUUAUUUACUAGUGUAAAUGCAUUGGUUUAAACCUUCACCAUCCUGCAAUACAUGCAAAUCUUUGAUCCUGGAGAAAGGAGACAGUUCAAUUUAUUGCAAACUGUUUUCCAAAGCUGUGUAGUUUUUUGAAAAUAUUUUAAUGUAAUGCGGUCUGCUUUAUACUGUUAGCACUUCAGAUAUCGUGGCACUCCUUUAUGUGCUACCUUUUUCCUCAUAAUUUCAGUGGUGGGGAAAAGCCCGUUUGGCUUUCAAGCAGUCUUCAGAUUACUUCAGUCAUAUUAGACAUAAAACUAAGUACAUAUUUAUCCUUUUGAAGUAUUUUCUGACAUCAAACAUUACCCUCACUACCUUUAUAAAUGUGUAGCAGAUUUUGACAUCUGAGCAAGUAUAAGAUUCACUUGCAUGGGACAAGUAAGCAAAUUAUUUUACUGUUUUGUGUAUAUAUGUGCUCAAUAUAUGCACAUCUGCACAUGUUUUUAAAAUCUAAAAUAGGUUAUCAAGGUUUAAUCUAAAUUAGAGCAAUCUUUUUAUGUAGUUGACUGAUCAGCACAGAUUGAAAGAAUUGUAUACUUGCAGGUAGGAAAACUGAUUUAUCUUUUAUUAAGUAUCAUUUUUAUUGAUUCU